CAAACUGACUCGGGAAAUGACAGAGCGGUUAUUCAAUGCGUUACUAACGCUCGCCAAACGACAUCAUCCCAGGUUUGACUUAUGAAGGAAAUCAAAUGCACGUGAACGCAGCAGCAGAAGCCCAUCUGUUGGAUAGGGAAACUAAUCAGGAGCCAAGUAAAGACUUUUCAGUACUGCUAGCUUCUAGGCUAGCAAGGUUUUAAAGUCUGCCGUCCACACGACUAAGGGAUAGGACUUUGUUAAUGAAGUACAGCGCCUUCGCUGCAUGAGAAACAACAUUCGAGCGAUGUUUUAGGGGCACAGUUUUGUUGUUGCCGCGAAAGUAGAAGGUGGGUAGCCUCUGGUCAGCCGAAGCUUGCGGCUAGCUCAUUAACGUUAGCUGGGAAAGAAGUGCAAGUGGAGUCGGGAAAAUGGAGCUGGACGACGUAGUCCUGUAUCAGGACGACUCGGGCAACUCGACCAUGAUGUCUGAGCGGGUCUCAGGUCUGGCCAGUUCAAUAUACAGGGAGUUUGAACGGCUCAUAGAAAAAUACGACGAGGAUGUGGUAAAGGAGCUGAUGCCGCUGGUCGUCGCCGUGCUGGAGAACUUGGACUCGGUGUUCGCUGUCAACCAGGAGCACGAAGUGGAGCUGGAGCUGCUGAAGGAGGACAACGAGCAGCUCGUUACCCAGUAUGAGCGAGAGAAGGCACUGAGAAAACACACAGAAGAGAGGUACAUCGCCUUGGAAGACUCCCAGGAUGGCGAGAAGAAGGAUCUCCAGUGUCGACUGGUGACGUUGGAAUCUCACACACGGCAGCUAGAGCUAAAAACUAGAAACUAUGCAGAUCAGAUUAGCAGAUUGGAGGAGAGAGAAGCAGAGCUCAAAAAAGAGUACAAUGCCCUUCAUCAGAGACAUACUGAGAUGAUCCACAGCUACAUGGAGCAUCUGGAGCGGACUAAACACCAACAUGCAGCGAUGACAGCAGAGCCCUCAGAUACAGGAACAUCAGUCAGGACACGGAAGGAGCGUCCAGUCUCCAUGGGCCUGUUCCAACUUCCUGCAGCUGAUGGCAUGACCCCUGACCUCCACAGAGAACCCGUGGACACCCCAUCUGAACCAUGGAGAUUCAACAACCUUAGCCAUCCACGGUCUAACACCAGCCUCAAGGAUGAACUGUCCCAACUGAACUGUGGGAGUUCCAAGUCCAACACGCAAACCAACCAGGGAAGCGUCUCUAAAAACGGAACACCUGUGUCUUUACAAGAUGGAGGGUCCAAAUCCACCACUCCCUCGCUGGGGGGUGCCUCUAAAUCAAACACCCCCACAUCUAACUACAGCAAUAAUUCUCAGUCCACCACACCACUGUCUCCUUUUGAUGGUGGUUCUACUGGCAUGAGUCCCAUGUCUAGUCUUGGGAGAGGGUCUGCUUCUGAUGUUGCCAUGGAGUCUGUGGACACCCCCUUAAAGGACCAGGAAACUUCAGAUGGCCACAACAAAAACCUGGACUGGAGCAGUGGAAAGCCAGAGAGCAAUAAGAACAUAGCAGCGGUGCAGGAAGGACAGCAGAAGGGUCCUGAGUCUGAUACUACACCUCUUAAAGAGGAUGAUGGAGCAGAUAGCCUGGAGAAGUCUGAGGUGCAGGCUAUCAUAGAGUCCACCCCUGAGCUGGACAUGGACCUCGCUGGCUGCAGAGGAACAAGCACACCAACUAAAGGUGGCGUAGAGAAUCUAGCAUUCGACCGCAACACCGACUCUCUGUUUGAGGAGCUGUCGUCUGCAGGAAAUGACCUCAUAGGAGAUGUGGAUGAAGGAGCUGACCUGCUGGACUACAACUUUUUAGGUAUGGGGCGCGAAGUUGAACACCUUAUCCAUGAGAACACCCAGCUGCUAGAGACCAAAAAUGCUUUGAAUGUGGUGAAGAAUGACCUGAUAUCUCGUGUGGAUGAGCUGUCGUGUGAGAAGGAGGUGCUGCAAGGAGAGCUGAAUGCUGUCACACACGCCAAGACCAAACUGGAGGAAAAAAACAAAGAAUUAGAAGAAGAACUUAAAAAAGUUCGAGCAGAGCUGGACGAAGCCAAACAGAAGGUCAAGAAUGACAAUGAGGAUGAUAGUGAUGUGCCUACAGCACAGAGGAAGCGCUUCACCAGAGUGGAGAUGGCCAGAGUGCUGAUGGAGAGGAACCAGUAUAAGGAGAGACUCAUGGAGCUGCAGGAGGCCGUCAGAUGGACGGAGAUGAUCCGGGCUUCAAAGGAGAACCCAACUCUUCCAGAGAAAAAGAAGUCCAGCCUCUGGCAGUUUUUCAGCCGUUUGUUCAGCUCGUCGGGCGGAGGAGCCAAGAAGCCGGCAGCGGAGGCCCCAGUAAACGUCAAGUACAACGCACCCACCUCUCAGAUUCAGCCGUCCGUCAAGAAGAAGAGCAGCACCCUGCAGCAGCUGCCCAGUGACAAGAGCAAAGCCUUUGACUUCCUCAAUGAGGAAGCGCCAGCUGAUAGUGUGGUAUCCAGGCGAGAACAGAAGAGGGCUCAAUACCAGCAGGUCAAAGCCCAUGUCCAGAAGGAGGAUGGCAGACUGCAGGCGUACGGCUGGAGCCUCCCUAAGAAGCACAAAGCUAACGGUGGUCAGACAGAGAGCAAGAUGAAGAGUCUACCUGUUCCUGUCUUCCUCAGACCGCUAGAUGAGAAAGAUGCUUCUAUGAAGCUGUGGUGUGCUACCUGUGUGAAUCUUUCUGGAGGUAAAACCAGAGAUGGAGGUUCAAUAGUCGGGGCCAGUGUGUUUUAUAGUGACGUGUCAGGACCAGAGAGCCCGAAAAAGAAGAUUGGGUCUCAGAGCAGUCUGGAUAAGCUGGAUCAAGAACUCAGGGAGCAGCAGAAAGAGCAGCGGCACCAGGAGGAGUUGUCGUCACUUGUGUGGAUUUGCACCACCACCAAGUCUACUACUAAAGCUGUCGUCAUUGAUGCCAACCAGCCUGGGAACAUCCUGGAGAGCUUCUUUGUUUGUAACUCUCACAUCCUCUGCAUCGCAAGCGUGCCAGGUGCGAGAGAGACAGACUACCCAGCUGGAGAAGAAGUGCCUCCAAACUCUGAGGUGGGACCGGUGGGAGAUGGCAACUCUUCAGCAACCAGUACCAGCUCAGCAGGUGGCGACAGCGUGCUGGGAGGCAUCACAGUGGUGGGCUGUGAAGCUGAGGGAAUAACAGCUGUUCCUCAGACAGCAGGAAAAGAUGGAGAAGCCGAAUCCAGACCAGCGGAAGAAGCCACAGAGGCGACAGAGACCAGUGCAGAAUCUGCUGACCAGCGAGAAAGCCUGCGGGAAAUCUACACUGAGCACGUCUUCACAGAUCCACUGGGAGCUCAGCACAAAGUAGAGACGCCAGCCAACUACUCUCAGAGGGAGAGCGAUCUGCUGAAGGAUGGCGUGAGCUUGAACCCCAGUGCAGAGGAGCAGGACCUGAUGAGAGAAGAGGCUCAGAAAAUGAGCAGUGUUCUUCCCACUAUGUGGCUGGGCGCACAGAAUGGAUAUGUGUACGUGCACUCCUCCGUGGCUCAGUGGAAGAAGUGUCUUCACUCUAUAAAGCUGAAGGACUCUGUGCUCGGCAUAGUACACGUGAAAGGACGUGUGCUAGUUGGCCUCUCUGAUGGCACGUUAGCCAUUUUCCACAGAGGUGUAGAUGGACAGUGGGACCUGACAAACUACCAUCUGUUAGACUUGGGGAGGCCUCACCACUCCAUCCGCUGCAUGACAGUAGUGCAUGAUAAGGUGUGGUGUGGCUUCAGGAACAAGAUCUAUGUGGUGCAACCUAAAGCCAUGAAGAUAGAGAAAUCAUUUGAUGCCCACCCUCGUAAGGACAGUCAGGUACGUCUGCUGGCUUGGGACGGCGACGGUAUCUGGGUGUCCAUCAGACUCGACUCCACCCUCAGGCUGUUCCACGCUCACACCUACCAGCACCUCCAGGAUGUCGACAUCGAGCCCUAUGUCAGCAAAAUGCUGGGCACGGGCAAACUGGGCUUCUCAUUUGUCAGAAUCACGGCUCUGAUGGUGUCAUGUAACCGUCUGUGGAUUGGAACUGGCAAUGGUGUUAUCAUCUCCAUCCCUCUGACAGAGACAGCCAGCAAGGUUACCAAGGCAGCAGGUAACCAACCAGGAAGUGCAGUCCGUGUUUAUGGUGACGACAGUGGCGACAAAGUCACAGCAGGGACGUUUGUUCCGUACUGCUCCAUGGCUCACGCUCAGCUCUCUUUCCAUGGUCACCGUGAUGCUGUCAAGUUCUUCACAGCUGUUCCAGGUCACGCAGCUCCAUCUGCAUCGUGUGCAGGAGAAGCAGCUGGCGACAAGGCGGCAGAUGCCACAACUCAGGAAGGAACUAAGUGUAUGCUGGUGAUGAGUGGAGGAGAAGGCUACAUCGACUUCAGAAUGGGCGAUGAGGACGGAGAGAUGGAGGAGGCGGAGGACGCCCCCAUCAAACUUCAGCCUAAAGCCGAGCGCAGCCACCUUAUCGUUUGGCAGGUGACUCAGGACUGAGCUCUCGCUUCCGACCCCUCGAGGCCUGAUUUGCCUUUUCUCUCAAACCACGGAGGAGUGGAGGUGGGCGAGGCUCCUCUGAGUUUAAUCAGCACUUUCUUUUCUUCCUCAGUCCUGGACAGAAAGAGUAAAACAAGCAAAAACUGCUCUGAGCUCCUCCUCAACGUUAACCUUGAUGCAUGUUGUUUUAUUAUUGUUUUCUUUCUUUCUUUUUCUUUUUAAUUUCAUGGAUUUGAAAUGUAAUCUGUUAUAAUGCCUCUUUUAAUAUUAUUUAAUGUAAAGCGGUUGUUGAGGACAGAAGAAUUACUUUUGAUUUGUUGUAUUUGACAUUUCCAGGUUCCCUUCAUUCAGUCCAGUUACUGUGUGCCCAUGCUGGACUCGGCAUAUGUAAAAUCGGUCAAUGAAAACACAACAGAAAGUGGCCACAUAAGUGAUACUCUUUAAUAGUGUAAAAUGGAAAGCCUUCAUUUGGUAACUUUGCUUUUGAAAGUCUUUAGGUCAAAUGCAAUACACCACGUAUCAAGCUGGUUUGUGUCUGUUUUGUUUAUCUAUCCUAAUAAUCAAUUUGCAGUAAUGGUAGCCCAGUUUGUGCCUCGUGUGUUGCCGCUACAUUCAGGCCACAGAUCUGCACCACGCUGCAGAACCUAGCCCUGGAAAAAAGAGCCCAUGUGGAAGCACCAAAGAUUGUAGUUCUUCUAAUGGCCACUAGAGGUGCCACAGACUUCCAUGUUAUUAUUCCCAACUUCACCCAUGAGAAUAACUUCGAAGCCUGUACAGCUAAUUAGUCCGUUCAACACAAACACAUACAAUCAGUGUUUUUUUGUUUGUUGUUGUUUUUUUUUUUUAAAUAUGCAACUUAUAAUUCUGGACUCUGCUGAAUGAGGAAUGUGACCAAUCAGGCUGCUGAGUUUUACAUUCUCAAAUUUCGAGUCACUGAAAUGAACUUCUGCAUCAUGUUUGUGCUGUUUGUCCUUUAGUAGCAAUUUUAUCAGACAAAUAAUAUCAUGCUGUGAGGUACAGGCUGUUUCUGCUUUGGUUUUGGUGAAAUUCUAGCAUUUGAUUAGUCUUACUGUAGUGUCUGUAGUUACACCUGCACAAUUUAUAGAUGCAACAUGGCGCGCCAUCCUCUUGUGCAGCAGCAGUUUGCAGCAUUUGCAGCAGCAAAUGUUGCUCUAUAGCAACUAUAAAAUGUCUCGUUUUGCACAGGUAUUCAUGGUCCUCUUGAAAAGGUUUCCUGGCACUUCAUGUAGUGCUGCUUCAUCUGUAUGAAUCUUGGGACGUAUUUUGAUUUUGAGAUUUUUCUCCCCCUCCCAGGACGUGUCUUUAGACUGCAUGGUUGGGGUUGUUGUGUUUCCUGAAAAUCCGAUGAUUAGCUCUGUGACAGAACGCAGUGUUAAUGAAUGAGAGGCACAAACUGCAGCUCUAAUGGAGUUGCAGUAGCAGUUACCAUUUUAACUCACUGACAGAAGAUUUGAUGACAUAAAAAGCAGAAGCUGCUGUGUCUGUAUAAACCUAAAGAAAGGAGGACUUUCUUUAGGUUCACACACCACAGACGUGUACUGAAUCCAGGAUAAGUUCGAGUCCUUUGGCUCUUUGAUAUGCAUGAGGACUGAUUUAAAGGCUUUGAGUGUAACAGAGUAUUUAUUUUUUUUUUAUCAAAACAAUGCUCUGAUUGUUACCAAAGGUUAAAGAAUAUAAAGUUUUCCACAUGGUAAAACAAUAAUUGUGUCUGGUCUAAAUGAUGGCACCUUUCUGCAGCAUGUGAGUCUGCCUCCAUGUAGAUACUGUGCGAGUUUUUCUAACAGAAUUCCUAAUGUAUAGAUGAGAUCUAUUUUUAGACUUUAAUAUGUGGGAAUAUUUUUAGGGUGUGGGAAAAGAGAAUGUGCUGCUGGACCUAAAACUGAGAGGAUAAAAAAGCCACACUUAGGAUUAUCGCCCCGUGUCCCCCCCCCAACCACCCCCCAAAAAUUCUUCUUUUUAAUAGGAGGUCAAAACUGGAACAUGUAUAUGUGUCAAUUAGCAAUAUCGCAGCCUGGCGGCAAAGCCCCGUUUGCCAGGUUCCAUAUGAACUUUUCUUUUUUAUGUCUGUCCCCACUGAGUGCAGUGUGUCAGAUGUUCACUGGAGACGGUCUCUGGCCUGCGUGUCAGCACGCUGCACUUUUGUUUUGUUCUUUGUAUUGAACCGUUAUAGCGGAGGCCUGUUCUCGUUAUGCGAGGGUGUGUUUGUGCGUCUUCUCUCCAGGAGAGAAGAGUAAUUAUAUUGCAAUUUAGCCAUUUCAGUAUUUAUUUACAAUGAUUGAGCCUUUGCAAUUCAGAUUGUAUCUUUGUACAUGGAAUAUGAAUAUAUAUGAUUAUAUAUAUGUAUGAAACAUGAAUGUGGCUUGGGUUUUUUGUUUAUUGUAUGACUUUACUCAGCUAUGCACCUCUGAAGCGGAGUGAGCGUGGGGUGUUUGAAAGCAGAAGCCCUGCAGCCUGUCAGCAGACGCAUCAGUUUCCACCUCCAGCGUGGGAAAUGAAGUCAAACUGAAGUCUGGGAGGCACUGAUUGGGCAGCUCCAUCCCAUCACAGCACGACAGAGGAAACUUUGUUGUAGAGUCUUCAGCAGAGCUCCUCCACACAGCUGUGUCAUCCCUCCCCUCUGCGACUGCUUUCAUUAACUCAGCAGGGGCUCCUCCUCCUCCAUGUUUGCAGUACAAACAUCUUGUACGUCUGCAGCAUCUAUAGCCUUACUUAUUUUUAACAAUCAAUUAAAGCAACUUUUGUGGGCAAGCUUGGUCUGCUGGGUAUAUUAUUAUGAUUAUUAUUAUUGGUUAUUAUACACAUGGUGGCUCUGCUUGUAAAGUGAAAUGAACAGAAAUCUAGAUUUGGGAUACAUGAAAAGCACACUUCUAUUCAAGAUGAACCAUGAUGGUAUGGUAGGGCUGUGCUGUGGUUUACAUCAUGGCCAGACUAGGUUAUAACAUCACAAAGUGUAAUGAUUGUAAAAGGAGGCUACGUAAAGAGCCAUCCAUCCAGUAACACUUUAGAGUUACACCAUCAUUAAACUGUAAAUCACU
Pelmatolapia mariae (spotted tilapia) is the source of this 7555-nucleotide messenger RNA. RefSeq names its product sperm associated antigen 9b (gene spag9b). The record is from RefSeq and is a predicted model, not a curated record. Gene Ontology annotation, molecular function: signaling receptor complex adaptor activity; MAP kinase scaffold activity; kinesin binding. Gene Ontology annotation, biological process: vesicle-mediated transport. Bases 411 to 4499 code for a protein of 1362 amino acids. Lineage: Eukaryota; Metazoa; Chordata; Actinopteri; Cichliformes; Cichlidae. The transcript is spliced from 31 exons. Gene Ontology annotation, cellular component: cytoplasm.